ACCCUGACAGGGUUCGCAAACGCAAGCCCGCGCUCGGUGAUGGCACGUGUGACUCCUCUGGCAGCAGCCACCAUGAUAACAACUGUGGUGCAGCAAAAGAAAAAUUACUAAUCGCAUCAUUUAUAACCGCCCAGCUGCACAAAAUCCACGGUAGUCUUCCUACUACUAACAUAGGUGCAAGUAUAGCUGCCCCAAGUUAGACAUCAAACUCCCCCACCUCCACUCUGGGAUUAUGCAGGGACUCCCGUUCGUGAGCGAAGGCUCCUCCACCCACAAGGCUUUGGCAUCAGUAACUUCCACCCUCUCCAGCCAGAGCCUGGCCCUCGCCACCCUCGCAGAACAGUACCGCUCCGACGUGUACUCCCAGCUCAACCUCAUCCAGUCGCUCCAGAUCUUGUACAACACCUCCCAGGUCAAUAGGGGAAAGGUGGUGGUGUGCGGCAUCGGCAAGUCCUACAAGAUAGCCAGCAAGCUCGUGGCCACCAUGAACUCGUUGUCGAUCUUUUCCUCGGCUCUCCAUCCCGCAGAUGCCUUGCACGGCGACUUGGGGCUCAUUGACGAGUCCAAGGACUGCUUGGUGCUCUUGACUGCCAGCGGAAAUACCCCUGAGCUCUUGCAAUUGUUGCCACACAUCUCCCCCGAGGUACCAGUGGUGUUGCUCACCUGCAACAACGACUCGAAGCUCUCCAACCACCCGCAGGUCAACUCACUCCUCUACGCCGCCUUGCCUGCCCAUCUCAACGAGGACUCCAUCCACGGCUUGCCUGCGCCGACCGUCUCAGCAACAUUGUCUUUGGUACUUGCGGACGCCACCAUCUUGGCAUUGCUGGAACUCAUCGAAGAAGACACAUCCAAGAGAAAGAAGCUCUUCUCCAUUAAGCAUCCUGGCGGUUCCAUAGGCGCGGACUUGAGUCACUUGAACAAUAAUGUCGCCAUGAGCAAGUCCGCCUCCACAAACAGCGACAAGAAAUCGUUCUCAUCGCACAUCAGCACUGCAUCACUUCUUAGUCUCGAUCAAAUAAGGAAAGAAUUACACACAACCGGUGGUCCAUCUCCGGGGAGCAUCAAGUCGAGCUUGAGUUCAUUGAACUCCUCCGAUGAUGAAGGCGAACUUUUUGCCGUCAAGGCUCCUGCUGCAUUUUCCAUUUCCGAGAGAGCGAAGGCAAAUUCCGAAUUAUCGAGCUUGAUCCUUGCUGCCGACAAAAGACAAGUCUUGAAGACUACAUUGCUGGAAGUUAAGCUGUUGAAUUCUAGCCAAAGCGAGCUCAAAAUCUUACAAUGGACCUCGUUGUACGAGUACAUCAUUUUUGACUCCAAUGUCAAGAAAAUGGGCAUCAGAACUAGCGAUAUCAGACAAUUGUACAAGACACUCCACGAACAACGAUCCACUACUUUUGGCAUGAACUCUGGGUUGUGGCCCAAGUUUAAUUCGAGCCUCCUUAACGCAUUUACAGAAGUUGUUCUUGUUUGAUCAAUGGGGUGUAGAUUUUACGAUUCAGACAGGACCAGAACAUAUGCUGCCUAAUUGAAUAGUGUCCCAUUAGUUUAUCUUGUAUAUAUUUAAUUCGAACGGUCAAUCAGACGAUACAUUUCGGCUUUA
Molecule: messenger RNA, 1600 nt
Organism: Suhomyces tanzawaensis NRRL Y-17324
Lineage: Eukaryota; Fungi; Ascomycota; Pichiomycetes; Serinales; Debaryomycetaceae
Exons: 1
Coding region: 233-1471 (412 amino acids)
Biological process (GO): carbohydrate derivative metabolic process
Molecular function (GO): carbohydrate derivative binding
Source: RefSeq, a predicted model, not a curated record